Phycodurus eques (leafy seadragon) is the source of this 2091-nucleotide messenger RNA. RefSeq names its product zona pellucida sperm-binding protein 4-like. The transcript is spliced from 9 exons. NCBI's taxonomy places the organism in Eukaryota, Metazoa, Chordata, Actinopteri, Syngnathiformes, Syngnathidae. Gene Ontology annotation, cellular component: egg coat. Bases 1 to 2091 code for a protein of 696 amino acids. The record is from RefSeq and is a predicted model, not a curated record. Gene Ontology annotation, molecular function: acrosin binding; structural constituent of egg coat. Gene Ontology annotation, biological process: binding of sperm to zona pellucida; prevention of polyspermy.
AUGAUCAAACACUGGAGUGUCACCUCAUUCUUGGCACUAGCACUGCUAUGGUGCUUCACUGGGACAAAGGUUGAAGCUUGGAAGCCAUCUUCUGGACAGAAUCUACCAGAUCCGCCCUUCCUUCACCGUUAUGACCCACUACGACCGCCUUAUCAAAAUCCAUUACCGAAGCCUUCACCCCCCAAGCCAUCUGCGAGCCUACCUCCCCCAAAACCGAACAAUCCUUCACACCCCGGACCACCUUAUUCCCCUGACCAUGUCUUCCCACCUUACGUACCCGCAGGGUCAAAUUUCCAUCGUCAAAACUUUCAAAAUCCAAAUGUCCUACUACCAUGGCAUUUUCUCCCAUCUCCUCCAUUGCAAAAUCCUCCACCACCACAAAAGCCUUUUGGAGAGCAACAUAAUCCACUAGCGACGGGACCAUAUGUUUUCCUGAAACCACCCUAUGACCCUCUGUCACAGAAUCCAAAGUUCUCACAGCUGCCACUAUUGAAGUAUCCUUCAUUAUCGCACCAACCUGUGGACUCUCCAUCGGAGAAGCCUUCAAACCUCGUAGUGCAUCACCCUUUACCAUACAACCCACCGGUUCCUGUUUAUCCACCUUCAAACCUGCCAAAGCCACCAAACUCCAAACCAAAAACGGAGCAGCAAAGAGUACCGUUUCUUUACUACGAUGUCUUACCACCUUUGCAGAAUCCAUUAUUGCCGGGAACACCCGUGGUCCCAGUUCAUCAGGAACCCAGUGAUCCUUUGCUCCACCAAAAGGCUGUGGACCAACUACCAAACAAUCCUUCAUUACCCAGACCACCUUUAGUUCCAGUUCAUCCGCUACCCAUUUAUCCCGUACCCAAUAAUCCUUCAUUCCCUCAACUGCCUGUGGGCCCUCCUUAUUUUGAUAAAAAAGGAAAAACCCCAUUACCUCGAGGAUAUUCAGAUGAUGAUUAUUCCCAGGAACCUCAGCCAAAGGAACCUUGGAAACAGACAUCGGUCCCUUACCCGCCCAGUGUGAAAGACCCUAAUUUCCACAACUGUGACGUGAUAGGAGUCCAAAGAAUCCCAUGUGGAAGUUCUGAUAUUUCUGUCGCUGCAUGUGAAGCCAUUAGCUGUUGCUACGAUGGAGACAAUUGCUACUUUGGGAAAAGUGUGACUGUCCAGUGCACUAAAGAUGCUCAGUUCAUUUUGGUAGCAGCCAGAGAUGCCACUCUACCCAACAUAGACAUCGAGACUAUUUCACUGUUGGCAGGUGGUCCUGGAUGUACACAAGUUGACUCCAAUUCUGGUUUUUCUAUAUAUCAGUUUCCCGUGACUGCCUGUGGUUCCAUCGUUAUGGAGGAGGCUGGUAAAAUAACCUAUGAGAAUAGGAUGACCUCCUCAUAUGAAGUUGCAGUGGGGCUCCAGGGUGCCAUAACCAGGGACAGCAGCUUUGAUUUACUCUUCCAGUGUAGAUACACAGACACUUCGGUUGAGACGUUUGUUGCAGAAAUUCUACCAUUGCAGAGUCCUCCUUUAUCAGUGGCUGCUCUGGGUCCCAUUAAUGUACAGCUGAGGUUGGGUAAUGGACAAUGCCUUUCGAAGGGUUGUAAUGAAGUGGAGGUGGCUUAUAGCUCUUUCUAUACGGAUGCCGACUAUCCUAUCAGAAAAAUCUUAAGGGACAACGUGUACGUGGAGGUUCAACUCAUGGACAGGACUGAUCACAAUCUCGUCCUCAGCCUCGGUCGCUGUUGGACCACCACCAGUGCCAAUCCUCACACAAUCCCUCAGUGGGACAUUCUAAUCAACGGGUGUCCAAACAUUGAUGAUCGCUACACAUCUAUGCUGGUUCCUGUUGGUCCUGGCUCUGGUGUAGAGUUCCCAAGUCACCACAGGCGCUUCAUUUUCAGAAUGUUUACCUUCGUAGAUCCGAGCUCACUAAUGCCCCAGAGUGAACACGUGUACAUUCACUGUAGCACAUCUCUAUGCAACGCAGCUUCUGGCCAUUCUUGUGAGCCCAUAUGCUUCAGGAGAAAGAGAGAUGUAACGUCUGUGGCCCAGACAAAGGAGGAAUCAAGGAUUGUGGUCUCUGCUGGACCUCUGGUCAUGUCCACACCCUAA